This is a messenger RNA of Fusarium redolens, 357 nucleotides long. RefSeq lists its product as uncharacterized. The transcript is spliced from 3 exons. Gene Ontology annotation, biological process: mitochondrial respiratory chain complex III assembly. NCBI's taxonomy places the organism in Eukaryota, Fungi, Ascomycota, Sordariomycetes, Hypocreales, Nectriaceae. The record is from RefSeq and is a predicted model, not a curated record. The coding region runs from base 1 to 357 and encodes 118 amino acids.
AUGGCCACCGCUCCCGCUCCCGCUCUCAAUGCUUACCGGCAUCUAAUGCGCGCGGCGCGAAUCGCCUUCCAAGGCGACGCCCCUAUCUUGUCUGCUGCUCAGCUUCAAAUCCGCAACGAGUUCCGCCAAAAAGCCUCGAUCAACGCUUCCGAUGCUCCUGCUGCUAUAAAGCAUGCCGAGGAUGUUGCAAAGGUCCUUCGUCAGAAUGUUGUCCAAGGCCAAAGAACAGAAGAGGGCAAGGAUACCUUCAAGCUGAGAAUACACGAGGAUAUUGAACGAGGCGAUAACGAGUCUAUUAAGACGGCUGGCAAGGGCGCAGUUUCAGGUGGCUGCUGCGGUGGUGGUGGUAAAAAAUGA